Molecule: messenger RNA, 5693 nt
Organism: Cyprinodon variegatus (sheepshead minnow)
Lineage: Eukaryota; Metazoa; Chordata; Actinopteri; Cyprinodontiformes; Cyprinodontidae
Gene: tspy
Product: testis-specific Y-encoded-like protein 1
Exons: 7
Coding region: 450-2048 (532 amino acids)
Biological process (GO): nucleosome assembly
Cellular component (GO): chromatin; nucleus
Molecular function (GO): chromatin binding; histone binding
Source: RefSeq, a predicted model, not a curated record
CAGCCAAUCAGCGGAUUGUUUUUCUUUGGCGUCGCUUCACGGAUAGCAAGCUAACGGAUAAACCGAUAUACAAAUUUACCCAGAGAACGCGCUUAUUGUUUGAAGGCUGCUUUACGUUUGUGGGUUUGAAUGAUUAGAUCAAGUAUUUGUUCCGGGUAAUUUAGUAGUGGAAAUGCGGUGCUGUCGUUCGGUAAGGAAGCAUAACUGGCUAACAUAAGCUAACUAAGUUAGCUUUAGCUUUGCAUAUUAACGUUCCGCGCGAGGCCGCGGAGAGUUACGAGAGUUGUUCCUGAUCUGUUGUUGCCUAGAAUGUAGUUUAAACGCUCCCGCAUACCUUCUAACGUUGCGCUUAUUGCAGAAGCUGCGGCAUAAAUUGUGCAAACAACUGCAGUCAGUUUGAAGAGCCCGUGGGCCUCUUAGCCACUUAGCUCUUUCGCUAUCUUGCUAACAUGAGUGAAGUGACGGACUGCAAACAGCCCGAGGAUCGGAGACCGAGGAAGCGGACCUCAUCAACAGGCAAGGAUGAAGAUAGUGCGAUUCCUCAAAAGUCUGUUAAAGUAAGUGAUGACAUAAAUGAAACUGGACAAACAUUAAAAAGUUGCAAAAACAGUGAAGUUGAACGUCUAGAAGAGGCCCAGAGAGAGUCAACAGACAGUACUUCUGAAGGAACUGCUUUGCAGCCCGAUCCAGCUCCAGACCGUACAGAUGUCAACAGCUCCAGCCCUGAAAAACCGCAGUCCUCAGAGCCCUCUGCAGCCACUGAUCCUAAGGGAGAACCACAGAAAGCGACUGAAGCACAGAAGCAUCCCUCAACUCCUGUAGAGCAGUCUGACUCUGCAGCCAUAGCAGCAGCUGAAGCACUGGCCAGCCUCACUGGAGGAGAUGGAGAAGAGAGUCAAGACGCUCCAUGUUCAUCUGCUAAAAUCAAACAAGUGAAGCAUGGUAGUAAAAACAAACAGCGAACAGGUCAGCAGCCUUCAAAGGUGGCCUCAAAAACACAGGCAGCAGCAGACAGCUCCACAUCAGCACGCAGUACCGAGAAAAACGAUGCUCCUGAAGCGGAUGAAGGGGAUGAGUCCAUAUCAGGAUCAUCUUCCACACCAAGCUCCUCUUUCCCAUCCGACAACGAUGACAAUGAUGAUGGGGAGUGUGCAAUUGUGUCGGUCAAAAUGGCCCCUGAGAUGAGACAGUCUGUUGCUCUGCUGGCACAAGUGCAGAUGAGACUUGAAGCCCUAGAAAAGAAAAGCGCCAGGCUCCAUCAACGGUUGGAGCUGAAGAUUAAUCGCCAGAGACGCCCGCAUCUUGAUCAGAGAAGCUCCAUCACAAAAGCCAUCCCUGGGUUUUGGGUGACAGCUCUUUUGAACCAUCCCCAUCUCUCGGCUCAUAUAGAUGAGACUGAUGAAGAUGCUCUUAGCUACAUGACCGAUCUUGAGGUUGAAUCUUUCAAAAAUACCAAACUUGGCUACAGGAUUCGCUUCCACUUUCGAAGGAACCCAUAUUUCCAGAAUAACAUCAUUAUGAAGGAAUUGCACCUUGGCAUGGGAGGAUCGCCCAUGUCAUUCUCCAACCCCAUUCUUUGGCAUCGUGGACACAACCUGACUGCCAACAGCGAGCCCAGGAAGUCGUGUCGUGGUGUUUACGAGACGUUUUUCAGCUGGUUCAGUGACCACAGCAACCCAGCACAGGAUGAUGUAGCACAGAUACUUAAGGACGACCUCUACAGAGAUCCACUGAGAUACUACCUCACUCCUCUCUGGGAACCGAGGGAGAACGGCAGUAAUGCGAAUGAGGCCAGAGCAGCUGGAAACGGGAAUGGAGAUGAUUGUGUUGUUAUUUCUGACUCUGAUGAUGAGCCGGGUGAAGAUGGUGGUGACACUGAACAAGGCCACAGCAGGGAGGAGGAGGAAGAUGAAGAAGAAGGUGCAGGAGAAGAAGAAGAGGAGGAGGAGGAAGACGAUGAUGGCGGCAGGCAAAGGAGUCCAGAAUUGGAUGAGGAAGGAAUUGGAGAGCCCAGGAAGGGACCCCUAAAGACUGGACGUGGGAAUUGAAAGAAGUCUGCUCAUUUCACCCCUAAAUAAAUCCAGUUUCAAGGUGAAGACGAUGUCCUGAAACAUGAGCUUGCAGUUUGGCUGUGGCAGGAUUAUAUGGUGCAGUAUUUCAACCUAGAGCUGAUGAAGCUGCUUGUUGCACAAAUGCUGUGUCAUUUGCUGAGAGUGGGAGAUCUCUUGACACUUCUGUUGAUGAGAUUUCUCACUUUUCUGGGGCUGCAAUCUUGAUUUCUAACCUGCGUUACCCAGAAACAUCCUGCAAAUUCCUGCCAUUGGUGAUGUAAUGUUACAUGAUGGAUUCUUGAAACUCAGGAGCAACCUGAAAGUGGACUUUGAUAAUGAUGUUCCCCAAGCCGAGAGGAAAACAAUCACGUUUUGGAAAGCGAGACCUUUCAUUACUCACAUAGUCAUUGACUGCCAUCUUCAAACUCCACCAGAAUGUGUGUCGAUAGAUGAGCAGACAAUCCUGUUUACUGUAGCCUGCCAGUUACGGCAGUAUCUGCCAUUAAAGCCCAAUACAAUCGGCAUAAAGAACUUUGUUUUGGCAUCGAUGCAUGGAAUUCUGCUGCACUUUAAAGUCUAUCAAGGUGCAAAGAUGCUAACCUCUCAAGUUUUGGACUCUGAGGGACUGACCUUAUGAGCCGUGGUUCUUAAACGUCUGUAUAAAACUGUACCUGCUGGUACUUGAGUGCUUUAAGAGCAGUUCUUCAUAAGCAUACCAGCUAUCUAUCGUACGCUAAAGAAGAAGGUGAACCUGACUGAUCCAGGUAUGAAGAAGUGUGUCUCUGAGGCAACCAAGAAGCUGUCAAGUUUCCAAAGUGGACGUGCUUCAGCAACAGUUGCAAAGGCAGAUGGGGGAACUUUGUGUCAUCUGGUAUGAUAAUAAGCUGAUUGUUAUCCUCCCUGUUGCUCAAGCUGAACAGCAUAAAGACACCUGCCAGCAAUGGUCAAAAAAAUAAUAAAGAAAUGAGAGCUUUGGAAGGUCAGGUGGAAUGCAGGAGUACAGCCCUUGGAUGAGUGGGGUUGACGUUUCAGACAGAAUGAUAUGCUACUGCCGAACCAGUGUGCGAACUAAGAAGUGGACAAUUCACUUCCUGAAGUACUUCACUGAUCUUGCUUUUGCCAAGACAACCAGGAAAACGGUUUCCCCAGAAAGGCUAUCAAUACAUUUCUUGAGUUUCGCAUGGUAGUGGCUCAGGUAUUCCUCAACAAACCGAACGUUCUGAACAAAGAUACACACAGCCUCCGCAGGCGAUGAAAGGGUCACAGGUCACCUCCAUCCCACAUCUCUCUGUCUGGACAUGUUCUCCUGCUCAUCUCCCAGAGAUGGCCAACCUGAAGAACUCAAUGUGUUGCAGAGGGCAGGACUGCACGGGGAAGUCCUGUGUGCAGUCCACUAAAUGCAAAGUGUUUCUCUGCUUGCAGAGUGAACGCAACCGCUUUGCAGCAUUUCCCAAAGGCCAGUAUAAUUGUUUACUAAGGUCAGACAUUUUUCUGUUUCUUUUCUUGAACUAAGACGUUUGAAAAUCCUUGUUUACAGCCUAAGGGAGACGGCUAUCUGCACUUAAACACUUUCUCAGAGGUCAGUAGGGUAUUCCAGAUUAUGUCCUGAUGUUGGCAGUCUGAAAUAAAUGUUUUUUUCAAAUCAACAUCUCUUUAUUGUUUCUUUCAAAUUUCCUCAUACAAGGACAUUAGAAAUGUAUUGUAUCACGACGGGGUCCAGUCAUUAAACUGGAUAGGUACUAUUAAUCCAAUGUACCUUAGAGAAAGGCUAAAUACACACCAAAUUUGGGUUUCGGGAGGGUAACAAUAUAUUAAUACAUAAAAGCCAUUUGCAUCAUGUUUUUAGUGUGCAAAUAUGUCUCAACGAAAGCAUUUGUGAUGCUAAAACACUUCACACUACAGUUUGCAUUCUCUUUUUCAUCUGAUGGAAUUGAUUAAAUAAUGUUAGUCCAAUGCUACAGCUGAUGGGCCAUAUUGACCAAACUAUUUUACAGCCAAUCUUUUUAUUAAUGUUAGCUUUUUGUGUUCCUCUCUUAAAAUAUUGUGAUUGUUCCUUUGGAGGAUUUUGUCGUUUAACUGAGGACAUUUUGUGGGACGAUAACUACUGAUUUAUUGCAGAAAAGGCAUCAUAGCUCCACUUAACAAUUCCUACAGGGGAAAACAUCGAAAAUGGAUGAGAAUGUAGCGUCAUUUACAAACCAUCUGUAUGCACAAAAUAAAAACAAUCCUGCAGCACAAGAUGAUUCAAUUGUAAAAAUGUAGCGGCUGAAGGUGGCUAAGUGACAGGGAGCUGAAUUAUGACCAUAAAAAAAAGAGAUUAGAAAAGUAUUAAAGUAUAACUUAGCCUAUGUGAAAACAUUAUCCCGCCCCAGACAAUUUAAAACUAAAAUAGAUCAGUGCCGAGAUGUCCUGAGGGAAGGUCUAAAUGUGAGAAACAGGAAAAUUUAAAGUUAUACCAGUUGAAGUUGCCUUCCUCAUUUUUUUUCCUAAUGUGCAUUCUGUGACUAUGAGGAUACAUUUGUUUUAGUUUCAUUAUUCCUGUAUAAACCAUAAACGCUUCAAUUAAUGAACAACAUUGGCUUUGAUUCCCGUUGAAUUAAAAGCAUUAAUUUAAGUGUAUUCAGGUGAGUUUUAAUGCCUUGUAGUCUGUUAUAGUCGAUUGGAAAAGUUUGUGUCAGCCCUCUAAUUUCACACAUCAUUACUUUUAUAUAUCCUGAGUUGUGCUUAAAACAUUGCACAAGGUUUUUUUUGUGCAAAUGCAAAUUUUAAGUGUGGAGUAACUGGUUAGAGGUCACAUGACGAUGAAUGAAGCUUAAUAGAGGGAAGGUCUGGACCAAUCCUUUGAAGGUUGAAAAGACUUGAUAAGUGGGUGGACUUUAGCAUACAGACAGAGCUACUGUUAAAUGCAACAAUAUUCAUGAUUUAAGGUAUUGUGGAGAAUUUUUCUUGAAUUUUUGAAAAGACCUACCACCUCCACUAAAAAAAAAGGAACAUGCACAACCCUGUACCUGCUUCCGAGAGAGACCGCCUAUUAGACACGUGCGAGAGCAUGCACGAGAGCCCAUUUCUCCUCGUGCACGGUCUGUUUAAAAGUUGCUGUUUGCUACGCUAAUGCAAACUUACUCUCCAAAACAAGAUUUGAAAUUUUUCCACUAUGUCAGACUCAACACCAGUAAGUGAAAAUGGGAAUGAACACAUAGGACGACCUUAUGUAAACAUAUCACUAGAAUGAUUGACAAUUAGGAGGACCACUUAUUUUGAUUUCUUUUUCCAAAAAGAAAAUCCUCCACUAUACCUUUAAGAUUUUAAUUCAAACAAAAGAAAACUCUUGAACAAAAGCUAAAUCCAAAUAUUUCCCAUCUGUGGUAAGUCUUUAAUAUUAGAUUUGCAGAUGCUCUCCAGCUAAAUGUUUUUUAAAAUGUUUGAAGCUACUUUUAACUCAAAGCUUUCACUGCAACAAUACGGGUUAUAUAAAGGUUUAGCCCUGGGUGUUAAAUUGUGUAUCAAUUUUGAAUGAUAAUUUAGCACCACUUUGUUUGACAUGUCACCUAAAAUGACGCUGAAAUGUUUUUAAUCGGGUGUUUGUAAUGUGACAAAAUGUGAAAAGGUUCUUCUAAUGUACUGAAUGGACAACACAAUGUG